AUGGAAAUUACCAACAGCAACGCGGUGUCGCUGUUGCCCUACGUUGGGACACUUUUGCGCGACUGCUCCUUCUUUGCGGUGGACCUGGAGUUUUCCGGCAUCGACCAUGAAGGCACCGAAGCUGACGCGGAAACACCAGAGCAAGCUCUCCACUCUCUCAUGCGAAAGCCAUCUGACCUGUACCCGGCAAAGUUGCAGGCUAUCAAACCGUACAGCAUGGUGCAGAUCGGCAUCUCCGUCUUCACGGAGUUAGCGUCCGGUGACGCCAAAGGAGUCACGAGCGCGAGCGGGGCAGCGUCUUUGACGUUGCCCUCCUCGGCGGCGGCUCACCUGAGAAAGGAGGUGGCGGAGUUUUUGGCGGCGAACGUCGAAAAUCACAUUACCUAUGCGGAAACCACCGCCGUGGUGGAGGGAUUGCUGACGAGCGCGAACGGCGCGGCCGCGGGCUUCACCGCGGCGUUCAAGUACAUAACUGAGCAAAUGAUGGCUGUUGCGCAGUCGCUGGAGGUUGUUGCAACGUCCAGCGGUAUUUGUGCCACGGCAGAGCAGCAUCCGCAAAUUCAGUCGCUCCCUGGCCUGCGGUACCAUUACCGCUUCUUAGAGGCUCUCAGUCGCGCUGUUGCCAGCUAUCGGAGAGAAAUCACCGCCAUCGGCGCGGCGGCGUUAGAGGCGCCGGUGGCGCGCUACAAGGUGCACACGUUCUCUGCACUGACGUUCCCGGCUGCAACCGACUCCGCGGCGGACGUCACGCUCAACAUCGACACCGCCGAGUUUCUCGUCAAGAACGACAUGGACCUCACGCGCUGGGUGAAGGAAGGGCUCCGCUUUGCGCCGAUAAAGGUGGCAGCUGCCCAACUCGCCAAGGAAGCGGAGGCGAAGUUGCAGCAAAUGAACCUGCUGGCGCAGCCGCACACCGUGCUGCCAGGGUACAAGGAAUGCAUCGGCAGGAAACUAGACGAGUUGCUUCCCCUCUCUCCAGGCGAGCUGCAGCUAGUAAGAUUUGUCAUCUCUCUCCCGGACGCGGGGUCCGGUGAUAUGGCGGCAGCCAGGGUGAAGCAGUUCUACGUCGGAGCACUUCGUCCCCUUAUUUCCUUCGCGCGCGGCAUUGUUCCAGAGUCGGCGCUGCCAGAGUCCAUCUACACGAGAGACAAACUCUUCAAGGACGAGAUGGACGCGCUGGCGGCCAUUGGGAUGACGAAGAUGAGCCGCAAAUUUAUGAGGGCAGCCAUCACCAGCAGCUGGGGCAGCGGGUGCGGCUCCAGUCUUGUCUCUCAUAGUUAUGGCAGCACCCUCUUGGAGACUCUCUUGUAUGCAACCGAAGUGCAACGGAAGCCCAUCGUCUUCUACAACGGCUACACGGAUGUGAUGUUUCUGCUGCUCGCGCUUUACGGGCCGCAGAACAUGCCGCCGGACCUGUCGUCCUUUAAGUCGCUGGUGCGCCGUCAUUUCCCGUCCCUGUUCGACACGCGCAUCCUCAGCUGCUCUGGGCCGCUUCAGGGCUUGGGGAACUUCACAGGGAAGCUCUCGAGUGUGGUUGAUGAGAUGAGCAAAGUGAACUCUAUCGGGCCACACGUGUCGUUUAACUUUGAUCCGCUCGUCUCUGGUGGGCGUGACGCGACGCAGCACUUGGUGGCCCACAACGCGGCCUUUGAUGCCCUGCUUACUGGCAAACUGUUUGCGUUUGCCAAGUACGGACUCGAAAAUGCCAACGUCAGCGUCAACUUGUAUGAGAACUUCUUGGCCACCUAUACUACGUUGAUGUCGAUCAACCUGCAAGGCAGCGUAGACAGUGUGCUGCAGGAAGGGGCUGUAAAGGUGUACUACCUGCCGAACACGUCUGGGCUGCGGGCGGAUACGAUACGUGAGGCACUCGCGGGAUGUGGGAUCACAGCCAUGGUGAUGUACCGAGGGAGCGGUUAUACCAUUCAACCAGUAGGUGCUGCGUGUCAGAUGCCGGAUCUGAUGCAGGUGAUGAAGGAGGCGCUGUGCGCUAGGGCUCGCUCGCAAAUCGAAUUGUAUCACAUUUCACUGUGA
Molecule: messenger RNA, 2034 nt
Organism: Leishmania mexicana MHOM/GT/2001/U1103
Lineage: Eukaryota; Euglenozoa; Kinetoplastea; Trypanosomatida; Trypanosomatidae
Product: putative ribonuclease
Exons: 1
Coding region: 1-2034 (677 amino acids)
Cellular component (GO): cytoplasm
Molecular function (GO): RNA binding; 3'-5'-RNA exonuclease activity
Source: RefSeq, a predicted model, not a curated record